Pediculus humanus corporis (human body louse) is the source of this 3993-nucleotide messenger RNA. Its product is annotated as DNA cytosine-5,-methyltransferase, putative. The coding region runs from base 1 to 3993 and encodes 1330 amino acids. Gene Ontology annotation, molecular function: DNA binding; DNA (cytosine-5-)-methyltransferase activity; chromatin binding. The transcript has 22 exons. Gene Ontology annotation, cellular component: nucleus. The record is from RefSeq and is a predicted model, not a curated record. NCBI's taxonomy places the organism in Eukaryota, Metazoa, Arthropoda, Insecta, Psocodea, Pediculidae.
AUGAGUGUGAAUGAUUCUCAAAUUGGUAAAAUGUUUGCUUCCAUACGUCAAAAAAAUGCACAAAAAUUAAAUGAAACUGUUUCCGAUUAUGAUCCUCCUGCAAAAAAAAUAAAAAUCGACAAUGAUGAACCAAAUGUUUCAGAAAAUGAAAUUAACAAUGAUAAUACAGAUAAAGAAAAAGAAAAUAAAAAAAUUAAAGAUAAAUCUAAAAAAAUAUCAAUUAAUUUUGACUUCAGUUCAAGGUGUAAAGUUUGUAGGCAAGAUUUGGAUGAUCCUGAAUUACGAAUGUUUCAAGCUCUUCCUAAUGAUGCCCUCGAAGAAGAAGUUGCUUUAUUCGAUCCUAAAUUAUCAUUGUUUAAUGGAACUGAAGAGGAUGUUUCAUUUGAAGAUACUAGACCCUCGAAUAAAUUAACUCAUUUUAGUGUGUUUGACGAAUAUGGACAUUUAUGUUUUUUCGAUUCUGGUUUAAUAGAAAAAAAUGCAUUAUUAUAUGUAUCUGGUUACAUUAAACCUAUUUACGAUGAAAAUUCAUCUCCUGAAGAUGGAGUUCCCGCUCACAAAUUGGGACCCCUUAGUGAAUGGUGGAUAACAGGAUUUGAUGGAGGAGAAAAUGGAUUAUUGGGAAUUUCAACACCUUACUGCGAUUAUUACCUAAUGGAGCCAAGUCCUGAAUAUGAACCUUACAUGAAACUUGCUAGACAGAAAUCAUUACUCAGUAAAACAGUUAUCGAGUUUUUGUAUGAUUCACCUAAUCCUACAUAUGAAGAAUUGCUAAAUAGAUUACAGGCUGUUAAUGUUCCCAAGACUAUGGCUCAAUUCGAUGAAGAUACAUUAAUGAGAAAUGCUCAAUUUUUAAUUGAUCAAGUCACAAAUAUGGAUACAGCAGCUAAAAAAGAUAGUUCUGCAGAUGAUGAUGAUCAAUUACUUAUAACUACUCCGGCUAUGAGAACUAUCAUCAGACUUUCAGGGGCUACACUUGGAAAAAAGGCUACAAAGAGAAUGAUGGCAGCAAAAAAAAGAGAAAGACCCAAAUGGACCAAGGCUACUACAACAUGUUUAGUUGCAGAAGUUUUCGAAUCGUUUUUUCCUAAACAAUUAGAUAACGACGAAGAAGAAAGUAAAAUGAGGACGGAACGUCGAAGACGAUGCAAUGUAUGUGAAGCAUGCCAACAACCAGAUUGUGGUGAAUGCGUUUUCUGUCGUGACAUGAUUAAAUUCGGAGGAUCAGGAAGAGGAAAACAAGCUUGUAAAAAUAGAAGGUGUCCCUACAUCGCUCUCGAAGAAGCCGAAGAAUCAGAUCCUGAAGAUGAAGAAGUUUAUCAGGCUAAAUCUGAAAAAUUAGAAAAAAAAAUCCAAUCUAUUGAUAUAUCAUUGAUAUCCACAAGAAGAAAUCCAUACACUUGGGAUGGAAUUUCUCAAACAGCUGUCGUAAAUGGCGAAACUAUUUCCGCCGGUGAUUUUAUUUUUGCUUUUGAAGAAAUGGCGUCCUCGCCUAUGCACAUAGCAAGAGUUGAAUUUUUCUUUAAAAGAAAUUUUUGCGAUAAAGUUCACUGUCAAAAAUUAUGCAGAGGUUCUGAAACUGUUUUGGGAGAAAUGAGUCAUCCUCAAGAAUUAUUUAUGAUAUACGAAUGCGUAGAUUGGCCAAUUCAUAAAAUAGCAAUGAAAAUAAAUGUCAAAAUUCAAAAACCACCGAGUAAUUGGUUCGAAUUGGGAGGAGUAAAUGAAGAAAAGGAAGAUUUAAAUGAUGAUGGAAAAACAUUUUUUGUAAAAAAAAGUUACUUUUCCAAUUAUGCAAGAUUUGAAAAUUUGAUAGAAUUUGAAAAAGGAGACAACAAUAUUGAAAAUCAAAAACCUGACACGAAAUUAUUUUGCGGAAUUUGUAAAUGGUCGGAAAGGGAAAAAAAUAAAAAUAUUCCGACGACUCGAAGUUUGAUAGAAGAUAAAAAUUCAAAUCAGAAAAAGUAUCGUUUUGUGGAUUGGCGUGGUGAAGUCUAUUCUAUCGGUUCUUGCGUUUUUCUACAUCCCGAAACAUUUAAAUUUAAAAUUCAACCGGUGGAAAAGGAAAAAUUAAAAUCUAAAACAGAUGUUGAUGAUGGAAUGUAUCCAGAAUUUUAUCGUAAAACGACGGAAAAUAUAAAAGGAUGCAAUGAAAAAACUCCAGGACCUUUUAAUAUAGGUUACAUAAGGGAAAUAUAUACGGAAACGUUUAAAGGCGAAGAUGUAAUUAAGCUUAAAGUAAAUAAAUUUUAUCGUCCGGAAAAUACUCAUCUAAAUAAAACGAGAAAAGAUCUUUUUUACGAUUUAAAUCUUUUAUAUUGGUCGACCGAAGAGGAAAAAAUUUCGUUUACCGACGUCGAAGGAAAAUGUUACGUACGAUAUUUGGAAGAUGAUAAUAAAGAUAAUUGGUUAAAAAAUGGUCCCAAUAGAUUUUAUUUUCAAGAAUCAUACGAUUCGGAAUCGGAAAAUUUUACCGAACCAAAAUCAUAUUUUUCCAUAACUGGAAAAUCUAAUAAGGGAAAAGGAAAGGGUAAAUUAAAAAAAACUGAACAAAUUUCAUCGAAAUUAGAUGAAGAAAACAUGGAGGAUAUUAUUUGGCCGGAAAUAAGUGAUAAAUUAAGAACUCUAGACGUUUUUGCCGGAUGUGGAGGUUUAUCCGAGGGAUUACAUCAAAGUGGAGUUUCCAAAACUCUUUGGGCAAUUGAACAAGAUUCGGAUGCUGCUUCCGCUUUUAAACAAAAUAAUCCGAACGCUACGGUUUUCACAGAAGAUUGUAAUACUCUAUUGAAAGAAGUCAUGUCUGGAAAAUUAAAAAAUGAUAAGGGUCAAUGUUUACCGCAAAAGGGUGAAGUGGAUUUAAUAUGCGGGGGACCACCGUGUCAGGGAUUUAGCGGAAUGAAUCGAUUUAAUUCUCGUCAAUAUUCUCAAUUUAAGAAUUCUUUGGUCGUGUCUUUUCUAUCCUAUUGUGAUUAUUUUCGUCCGAAAUAUUUCAUAUUGGAAAACGUGAGAAAUUUUGUUGCAUUUAAAAGAUCAAUGGUACUCAAACAAACACUCUAUUGUUUAAUAUCAAUGGGUUAUCAAUGUACUUUCGGAGUACUUCAAGCCGGUAAUUAUGGUAUACCACAAACGAGGAGAAGGUUGUUUAUUUUGGCAGCAGCUCCCAAUUUAAAACUUCCUUUAUUUCCGGAACCGACUCACGUAUUUAGUUUAAGAGCGAGUAAUCUUCAAGUCACCGUCGACGACAAAAGAUUUACGACUAAUUGUAAAUGGAGCACUUCUGCACCUUUAAGAACUAUAACCGUUCGCGAUGCUUUAUCGGAUUUACCGGAAAUUCCAAACGGUGCCGAUCGUGUCGUUAUGAAUUAUAAUGAAGAUUGUAAAACACAUUUUCAAAGACUGAUAAGGGGAAAUCAAAGUCAACCUAUUUUGAGAGAUCAUACAUGUAAAUACAUGAGUCCAUUGGUAGAAGCAAGAAUUCGUCAUAUACCUACGACGAAAGGAUCAGAUUGGAGAGAUUUGCCAAAUAUUUCAAUGACCCUUUCGGACGGAACGACGAUUAAACAAUUAAAAUACAUGCAUCACGAUCGUAAAAAUGGAAAAUCACCUCAAGGAUACCUGAGAGGAGUUUGUGCCUGCGCUUCGGGAAGAAGAUGUGACCCAUUAGAUCGUCAAUAUAAUACUUUAAUCCCUUGGUGUUUACCACACACGGCAAAUCGUCACAAUCAUUGGUCCGGCUUGUACGGAAGAUUAGAAUGGGACGGUUAUUUUAGCACGACGGUAACCAAUCCAGAACCUAUGGGAAAACAGGGAAGAGUUCUUCACCCGGAACAAACUAGAGUCGUCAGCGUGAGAGAAUGUGCAAGAUCUCAAGGAUUUCCAGAUUCGUUUCAAUUUUAUGGACCGAUUAUAGAAAAACAUAGACAAGUGGGUAAUGCAGUACCUCCUCCAAUGGCUCGAGCUAUAGGCUUAGAAAUAAGAAAAAGCAUUAUUAAUUGA